Molecule: messenger RNA, 780 nt
Organism: [Candida] anglica
Lineage: Eukaryota; Fungi; Ascomycota; Pichiomycetes; Serinales; Debaryomycetaceae
Source: the annotation of a GenBank genome assembly
AUGAGAGUGGAAUUGUGGACUUCAAAUCACCACAUAUUCCGAGUAAAGUUGACGUUACUAGUAACAACAACCUUAUCUACUCUCCCCAAGAUUUUCCAUUUAAUGAACAGUUCUAGUCCACAUGUUUGUUCCCAUUCUCAUGGCAGGGUGUCGGAAGCUGUAGCCAAUCAAAACGUUUUUGCACCCAAACCAAGUGAAGGUGCACCAAAUGGCCAGCACCAUUAUGGGUUUGCUAAACAAGUUUCCUACUCUGACAUACAAUCGCCAUCAUUCAGACAUGCCCACAUUAUCUCUCCAAGCAAACAAGCUCCAGAUGGAUACGUGUGUGUUGGGAGAAUUGCCCCACAAAGUGAGCACAAACAUCCUUCAUCCAGUCCUACAAAAAAUGGGAUCUUCGUAUUGGGGGACAAUUCCAACCUUCCCUCACCUUCUGAAUUCCCACCUUCUUUUAAUCCCAGAGUGGCUGCAAAUAUGCCAGCAAAGGAGAAAGUUUCAAACUGGAUCCAUACCGUACCUGUGGUAGUAUUGGAAGAUAGCUUCACAACCUUACUGACUUGUUACCCAGGAAUCGUGUCAUCUAGAGAAUCCACCGGAGAUGACUCUAUGGACUAUGCUGAGCUUCAAGAUAUUUUGGAACUUCAGGCAAGGAAAAUCACAAGAUAUGUCACACAUAUAUACCAGAAUGAAACAGAAACAGUGGCUCAUCAAGAGGUAUCGGACAUAGAAGUUGACCAAGUUGAUAUUAAUGAAGAAAUCAUGCAACUUGGAAAUCUUACUUGA